CCGAUUUGUCGAUCUAGACGGAAACGCGGGAAAUCUGUUUACAAUCCAUAUUUCUUCUGAUAGCAGUGGUCUAGCUAAACUAUUCAGCUGAGUAAGCCUAGAUCUAGAUCUAGAUCUCUAAAAUAUUAGGUAUAGUAUCGAGAAUUCUAGAAAUUAAAUUGCCAACGGAAGCCAGGAAGGUGUUAUGAAAUAAGAUGCUUGCAGAAAAAGCAUUGGAUUUAGUUCGUGAAUUACAUCGGACGACAGGCGGGACUCUGCCGCCAUACAACGAAGACAAAAUUCGACAAGUCUUAGAAGAAAUAAAAACACUCUACGACCAAAAUAAAGAUCAAGUACACUUUGCUGCAGAGGGGCAGCCUGGUCUUGUUUCUUCCAUCCAAGUUCGUCAUGCUGGGAUACAGAGAAAUAAACGCUGCUUACUGGCUUACCUUUAUAAUAGAUUGGAACAUAUAAGAAAAAUGAGAUGGGAAUUUGGUAGUGUCUUACCUCCAGAUGUAAAGUACAACAUGUGUGAACAUGAGGUUCAGUGGUUUAAUCAAUAUAACCGAUUACUAGCCAAUUACAUGAGGUCUAUAGGUGAAAAUGGUGGGCUAGACUUAACUCAGGACAUGAAGCCACCAAAAACUCUUUAUGUAUUGGUGCGCUGUAUAAUGGAUCAUGGGGAGUUUGAAACACAAGAUGGAAACGUUAUUUUACUGAAGAAAAAUAGCCAGCAUUACUUGCUGAGAUCUGAAUGUGAACAUUUAAUACGCCAAGGUGUCCUCGAGCACAUUGUCCAGUGAAACAGAUCUAAUGGGACUUGACUGGGACUUAAAUCCCUAAACGUAAUAAAUAUUGUACUCUGUGCAAAAGAAUGUAUAUUUGUAAAUCUUUAUGAGAAAAU
Physella acuta is the source of this 883-nucleotide messenger RNA. RefSeq names its product DNA replication complex GINS protein PSF1. Gene Ontology annotation, cellular component: GINS complex. Gene Ontology annotation, biological process: DNA replication; DNA strand elongation involved in mitotic DNA replication. The record is from RefSeq and is a predicted model, not a curated record. NCBI's taxonomy places the organism in Eukaryota, Metazoa, Mollusca, Gastropoda, Physidae.